Messenger RNA from Echinococcus granulosus, 933 nucleotides. Its product is annotated as Protein snail. The coding region runs from base 1 to 933 and encodes 310 amino acids. Gene Ontology annotation, cellular component: nucleus. The transcript has a single exon. NCBI's taxonomy places the organism in Eukaryota, Metazoa, Platyhelminthes, Cestoda, Cyclophyllidea, Taeniidae. The record is from RefSeq and is a predicted model, not a curated record.
AUGGCUUCUAUACUCUCAUCAUCAUCGUCUGCUGCAGCAGUGAAUUCUUCCAGCAUUUCAUCCACUAAUUCAAAAGAUCGUUUUGACGCAUCGUCAAUAUUACAACUUGAGUGUGGAUGUAGUGAAAAAUUCCUCGUGACAGAUUGGUCCACUCUUCCCUCCGUCCAGUCUUUGACCACAUCUUGCGGUUCUUCAGUUAACCGAAUGGAAACGUUACCCCUGCUAUGUAGCCCACCCAUCAAUUACGGUACAAUACUACCUACCCAAAUCCAGCCUUACUCUCUGCCGCUGCAGCCUGGUGGAAUCUAUCUGGAAACCUCCAAUUACCUUUCUUGGUGCAAUUACUUGCUGUCAGCAACCUCUUUUAAUAUGCUAAGCCCAAUCACAAACACAAGUAUUGUCAAUCCUCCUGAUAAUGCUUCAAAUUUUUCUUGUAUCAAAGUCGUAGAACACACUACCAAUGGUGAGACGAAUGACAGCGUCAGCUGUAUCACAAGUACUAGUGAGGUGAAAGAUAUAGGAGUGGAUGAGGAAGAGCUACCGAAAUGGAAAUGCCAGGAGUGUGGAAAGAUGUACAACAGCUCUGCCUGUCUGCGAAUGCAUAAGCGAAGUCAUUCACACCAGUGGAGAUGCCACUUCUGUGAUAAGGCGUUCUCACGCAAGUGGCUCCUUGACGGUCACGAGCGCACGCACACAGGCGAAAAGCCCUUCAUCUGUCCCGUCUGCAGACGUGGCUUUGCCGAUCGGUCGAACAUGCGGAUGCACAUGCAGACACAUAUGGCUGAGAAGCGCUGUCGCUGUCCUCACUGUCUCCGAUCAUUCACGCGCCGCAGUUUGCUCAUUCGACACAUGGAAAAGUGCCCAUUUUCCACUACUGCUGCAGCCACCGUUACGAAUGAUGCCCCCACCACGUCUACUGUGAACAGAGCAUAG